AUGGCCAUGGCGAAGCCGACCGUCGUGCUCCUGCCGGUCUGGGCAUCCGGGCAUUUCAUCGCUGCGCUCGAUGCCGGCAAGCGCCUCGUUGCCGCCCUCGGCACCGCCGACUUCUCCCUCACCGUCUUGGUCAUGCGGCCCCCGACGCCCGAGUCCGCGUCCCAGGUCGCCGCGCACGUUGCGCGCGGGGCCGCCGCUGCCGAGCCCAUCGGCUGCGAGGUGAGCUUCCAUCACCUCCCCGCGGUAGACCCGCCCACGGGCUGCACCAGCGUGGAGUAUUUCACCUCGCAGUACAUCCACCUCCACGCGCCGUACGUCAGGGCCGCCGUGGCCGCGCUGCCACUGCCCGCCGCCGCGCUCGUCUUCGAGUUCACGUCGACAACCAUGUUCGACGUCGCCCGGGAGCUCGGCGUCCCGGCGUACGUCUACUUCGCGUCGUCCGCCGCUAUGCUCGCCCUCAUGCUGCAGCUGCCGGCAAUCCACGACGUGAUGAUGCCAGAGGAGUUCGGGGAGAUGGAAGGCCAGCACGUGCACGUCCAAGGCUUGCCGCCGGUUCCGGCGUCGUGCAUGCCGGCGUCCGUGAUGAGUAGGAAGAGCCCGAGCUACGCGGACACCGUGUACCACGGCACGCGCCUCGCGGAGGCUGAUGGCAUCAUCGUCAACACCGCGGCGGAGCUCGAGCCGGCGGUGCUGGCAGCAAUCAACGACGGCCGGUGCACGGGUGGACGCCCCGCGCCGCCGGUAUACCCAAUCGGCCCGGUGAUCCCCUUGUCCGAUGCUACGAGUAGUGAUCACGAGUGCCUCAGGUGGCUCGACGGGCAACCACGGGCCUCUGUUGUGUUCCUCUGCUUCGGGAGCCUGGGGUUCCUGAACGCGGAGCAGGUGAGGGAAGCCGCUGCUGGCCUCGAGCGCAGCGGGCAGCGCUUCCUGUGGGUUCUUCGCUCGUCGCCGCCAGCCGCGGCGACGGCGUCUGCCCACCCGCUGGCCGAGCAUCUCCCACCAGGGUUCUUGGACCGGACAAAGGACCAGGGGCUCGUCUGGACGUCGUGGGCGCCGCAGAGGGAGGUCCUGGCCCAUCACGCCGUGGCCGGCUUCGUGACGCACUGCGGCUGGAACUCGGUGCUCGAGGCCUUGUGGUCGGGCGUGCCGAUGGCGCCGUGGCCGCUGUAUGCCGAGCAGCACCUCAACGCGUUCGAGCUCGUGGCCUCCAUGGGCGUCGCGGUCCGGAUGGACGUGGACAGGAAGAGGAGCAAUUUUGUGGAGGCAGGGGAGGUGGCGCGGGCCGUGAGGUGCCUCGUGAGCGGUGGCGACGAGGAAGGGGAGGGCAGGCGGGCGAGGGAGCGGUCCUCGGCGAUGAGGGACGCGUGCCGGAGUGCGGUGGCGCAAGGUGGGUCAUCGUUCGCUUCGUUGCACGGCGCUGCCGCGGCCGUGCGGCAUCGGUUGGAGGCGGGAGUGGACGGGAACAGCAAUUUUACAUGGUGGUGA
Messenger RNA from Miscanthus lutarioriparius, 1485 nucleotides. The record is from the annotation of a GenBank genome assembly. Lineage: Eukaryota; Viridiplantae; Streptophyta; Magnoliopsida; Poales; Poaceae.